This is a messenger RNA of Lichtheimia ornata, 1695 nucleotides long. RefSeq lists its product as uncharacterized. The record is from RefSeq and is a predicted model, not a curated record. The transcript has 9 exons. Gene Ontology annotation, molecular function: CoA-ligase activity. The coding region runs from base 1 to 1695 and encodes 564 amino acids. Lineage: Eukaryota; Fungi; Mucoromycota; Mucoromycetes; Mucorales; Lichtheimiaceae. Gene Ontology annotation, biological process: secondary metabolic process.
AUGGGUUGUUCUUUGUUACCCUCUUUAGGUGUGCAACCAAGCUUGUACAAUCACCUUUUUGAAUCAAGGGCGAAACGAUAUGUCAAUGAUGACGCACCACUCUUCAUUGAUGCCGUUGGUGCUAAGCGAUUCUUAUCGUUUGCACAGCUACGGAAUCACGUUCGUGCAUUUGCUGCCCAUCUUAUCGAUCAAGGCGUGCAGCAAGGUGAUAUUGUAGCCAUUUGUGCACCUGGAGCUAUUGAGUACCCCAUAGUCAUGCAUGGUGUGAUUGCUUCAGGUGGUGUGGCAAUGCUUGUCCCGGAUGCAUUAAUUGGUCGAGAAAUUGCGGCAUUGUUCAAGAUGGCAAAACCAGCCAUGGUGGUAACACAUGCCAAGACCCAGCUAGCUGUACAAGAAGCUAUUCAUGCGUGUAACCUGCAUGGAUCAACACAUGUGGUGGUGAUGGAUAACUCACUGCUGUUGCAUAAGGAUGCUUCAUCCCUUGUGAAAACCCCAGCAAUGUAUGUCGAUCCAGAUGCAGCUGCUAUCUUGUUGGUUACUUCAGGUUCAACAGGGCCACCCAAAUUGGUCACUGUAUCGCAUCGAGCUGCCAUUGCACGCGCAGAGGUAUCAAGUAGCCACUUUUUACCUUUAAUGCAUGAUGGAUACGAUCACCGAGUGCUUGUGGCUACCCGAAUGGGUGGUGCAGUACAAGUACACAAUGCUUUGCUUGCUGGUGUACAACUUGGAUUACCCCAUUACGUAUAUCAAACCAUCAAUUUACAUGCCGUGUGUCGUCUGGUGGAAAGGCAUCGGAUUACGGCCUUAUAUCAUUUUGGUUGGGUCACUGCCCAACUCGCUCACGAUCCCAUUAUUCAUACCUUUGACAUGAGCAGCCUGCAAUAUUGGAUCACAGGAGGUCAAGUCGUCAGCCGCCAUGUGGCAAAUCAGGCCACGCGCGCUUUGCUUAGUGGCUGUAGGUCUCGUGGUCAGCUUCCACGUGUCCUAUGUAAUUAUGGAUCAUCAGAGGCACACAACAUCUUUUAUUAUCGUCAUGCAUCCGAUGGAUCGUGGCAAGUAAUACCACAGGAUGGUUUCCAGAUCAAGCUGGUGGAUGACCUAGGAAAAGUUUUAAAAGAGCCUAAUACUGUUGGAGAGCUUUGCAUCAAAAGUCCCAUGGGCUACUACAACAAUCCAAAUGCUACCCUUGAAGCAUUUGACGAUGAUGGCUUCUUCCAUACAGGUGAUCUCUUUACGUCCGACGCAAACAAUAACCUGAGAUUUGUUAAUCGAAAAUCCGAACGCAUCAAGCGCUUCACCAAAGAUAUCUGCCCUAGGGACAUUGAAGAGAUAUGCAUCAUGUUCAGUGACUUGAUUCAAGAAUGUCGGGUGGUGGGGGCUUACGACGCACGACGAUGUCUUGAAGUCCCUCGUGCAUAUGUGAUUCUUGCACGCGACCAUGAAUGUGACAAGGAACAAUUUGCAAAGGAGUUGAUACAAUUUGUUAAUGCUAGAGUGCCUGAUCCAGAGAUGAGGUUGGAAGGAGGGGUGCAAUUUGUCAUGUCGUGGCCUUUGACGACAGCCGGCAAAAUGGAUUUGUUUGGGUUACGCAAAAGGGCGCAAAUCGAGUUGUUGCAGGAUCAACACUAUCAACACGGCGUAGAGCAACAAGCAGGGGCAGCAAUGAUGGCUCCCAUGACCAGCAGCAAAUUAUAA